Macadamia integrifolia is the source of this 2357-nucleotide messenger RNA. Its product is annotated as serine/threonine-protein kinase STY13-like. The transcript has 3 exons. NCBI's taxonomy places the organism in Eukaryota, Viridiplantae, Streptophyta, Magnoliopsida, Proteales, Proteaceae. Bases 662 to 1906 code for a protein of 414 amino acids. Gene Ontology annotation, biological process: protein phosphorylation. The record is from RefSeq and is a predicted model, not a curated record. Gene Ontology annotation, molecular function: protein kinase activity; ATP binding.
GAAAAUGAGAGACGAUGACUUACUACUCUUCUCCGUCUUCGACUGGUCGUCUCCGUCUUUAACUGGGCGUAAUAGCUCCUCCGAAGUGCCUUAUUCUCUCGUGUUUCUUGGUCGGAUCAUCUACUUUAACCUUUGAUUGGUGUCUGCGGCUUCCAAUUGAAGAAUUCUUGAGGGGGAAUCCUGUCGAUCGGGUUUUGGAAGAAUUUGAUGAAGAUGUGGUUGAAAGUUUAUCUGCUGCAACUGAGAGAAAAAAAAAAUAAAAAUGGGAUUUUUCUUUUGACUUUCCUUUUUUCAGGCCCUCUUGUUGUGCCCUUGUUUCGAGCUUUUCAGUGUGGGUUUUGAGUUUGGGGGUUUAGCUAAGAGCACGGACGCUGGCACGGGUACGGUAUCUGACGCUAGGAAGAAUCUUCAGAUCAGAAUGAAAUGGAAGUUUGAAGUUUGGUUCUCAAGGUUUUCGAUUUGAAUGCUUUUAGGGUUCUGCGGGAGUUGUGUUUUGGAGAAACGGAUAUAUAAGCUGAAGAAACUGCGUCAUCAAGUCAGCUAGAACUCGGAAGAACGAAGUAACUGCUUUUUAGGGUUUUCUCUCUAGGGUGUCGAUCUUCGGAGAAUCCGAUGCUGAAGAAGUAAAGAGACCUGAAGCUGGUGCUUGACGGUGGGAAAGAUGGUGGAGGGUCCAAAAUUCACCGGAUUUAUAGGCAAUAACAACAAUCCAAACAACUUUUAUGAUUUCACGCAAGGGUUUUAUGAGAAACUUGGCGAGGGUUCCAACAUGUCAAUCGACAGUUUUGGGAGUUUACAGACGAGUAACGGUGGGGGUUCGGUCUCGAUGUCUGUGGAGAACAGCAGCGUCGGAUCAAACGAUUCCCUUACUCAUAUCUUAAACCAUCCUGGUGUGCGCCCUGUCAACAACAAUUACUCUGUAGGCCACAGUGUUCUUCGUCCGGGAAGGGUUUCCCAUGCGCUGAGUGAUGAUGCACUGGCACAAGCCCUGAUGGAUAGUAGAUAUCCCACGCAAGGGCUUGAGAAUUAUGAUGAGUGGACGAUUGAUUUGAGGAAGCUUAACAUGGGGACCGCUUUUGCGCAGGGAGCUUUUGGGAAGCUCUAUAAAGGUACGUACAAUGGUGAAGAUGUUGCAAUUAAGAUAUUGGAAAGGCCGGAGAACAAUGUAGAGAGGGCACAGUUGAUGGAACAACAGUUCCAACAGGAAGUGAUGAUGUUGGCCACCCUGAAACAUCCCAACAUAGUCAGGUUUAUUGGAGCAUGCCGAAAACCCAUGGUUUGGUGCAUUGUGACAGAGUAUGCAAAGGGAGGAUCAGUCCGUCAGUUCCUGAUGAGGAGGCAGAAUCGAUCAGUGCCGUUGAAGUUGGCAGUCAAGCAGGCCUUGGAUGUUGCAAGGGGGAUGGCGUAUGUGCAUGGGCUAGGGUUUAUUCACAGGGAUCUCAAGUCGGACAACCUUUUGAUUUUUACUGACAAGUCCAUCAAAAUUGCGGAUUUUGGUGUGGCACGUAUUGAGGUGCAGACUGAGGGGAUGACUCCAGAGACUGGAACUUACCGAUGGAUGGCUCCAGAGAUGAUCCAGCAUAGGCCAUACACACAGAAGGUGGAUGUGUACAGCUUUGGGAUUGUUCUCUGGGAGCUCAUCACGGGUAUGCUUCCCUUCCAGAAUAUGACAGCAGUGCAGGCAGCUUUUGCUGUUGUCAACAAGGGUGUCAGGCCAAUUGUUCCCAAUGACUGCCUACCUGUUCUUAGCGAGAUCAUGACUCGCUGCUGGGAUGCCAAUCCGGAGGUCCGACCAUCCUUUGCUGAUGUCGUUAGAAUGCUUGAGAAUGCUGAGACAGAGAUCAUGACUACCGUCCGCAAGGCCCGUUUCAGGUGUUGCAUGACCCAACCAAUGACAACCGACUGAUCCAAAUUUGGGGUUUAGUUAAAAGGGAAAAAAGGGGAGAACAGAAAAAAUGAAGAAAAUAGAAAAAGAAAAGGAGAAAGAAACAGAAGUUGAUUUUAUCUGAGCCUUCUGCAUCCACCAGUAAAAAAAAAAAAUUGCUAUGACGAGGACUCCUGUCCUCUGGUUUCUGGUAUAUACCUGGCUUGCUGCUGGUAUCUACUGGUUUCUGGCUUCUAUUUUACUGGAUUACUGUUGCUGUAGUAGUCGAAGAGAUUUGAUGUGUAUCCUUCCUCUCUUGUUAUAUGCGGGCCUGCCUUACUUCUAGUUGCUUUGUCUAUUCAAAAAAAAGAAAAAAAGGUGGGUCCUUUCUCGGAUUAACAUUGUUAACCGUUUCGUUUCUUGCCCCACCAUCUCUAAAUUUGCUGUUAUGAUAUUUUCUGUAUUAAGUAAAUUACAGUUCAUAUUUAGUCUC